This is a messenger RNA of Lytechinus variegatus (green sea urchin), 4402 nucleotides long. RefSeq names its product melanotransferrin-like (gene meltf). Gene Ontology annotation, cellular component: plasma membrane; early endosome; extracellular region. The transcript is spliced from 13 exons. The coding region runs from base 210 to 2462 and encodes 750 amino acids. The record is from RefSeq and is a predicted model, not a curated record. Gene Ontology annotation, biological process: iron ion transport. Lineage: Eukaryota; Metazoa; Echinodermata; Echinoidea; Temnopleuroida; Toxopneustidae.
UGAUGUGGCCUGGCUAGGUUCCAAAAGGUAUAGUGCAGGCUAUAACUGGUAGGCUGAGCUGACACCGCAAAUGCAACAUUCAGUAAAACUGUAAAGAAGCACCUGUCUGUGUAUAGUACUGAUCGGGCGCUUUAUACUAACAGGAUCAAGAUUUUGAAAAUCAAGAAGUCCUCUCCACUCUUGGUUCUUUCAGGUACACAGUGGUCAAGAUGAACGCAAUGAUGAUGUGUAUUUUCCUGUGUCUUCUGAUGACGGUCUCAUUAACAACAGCAGCAACAACUCAGAUGAGAUGGUGUACGAUAUCAAAUGAGGAGUCCCAGAAAUGUGUUGCCAUGAGAACAGCAUUCAGCUCCAACUCUCUCUCUCCGGAAGUCGUGUGCGUGGCUGGUUCCGAUAUUCCUGAUUGUAUGCAGAAAGUUCAAGACGAACAAGCCAAUUUGAUCACCCUGGAUGGAGGAGAUAUUCAUCUUGCUGGAAAGGAGUUUGAUCUAGUUCCUGUGAUACAGGAAGUAUAUGCACAAGACACAUACUACGGUAUCGCCGUCGUCAAAGCCACUUCUACCGAUCUAAGACUCAGUAACCUAGAGGGGAAGAAUUCCUGCCAUACGGGCGUCAGGAGGACCGCUGGCUGGAACAUUCCUGUUGGAUUUCUCUUGGAACAAGGCUACAUGACGCCCACGGACUGCGGGGAUGACAUCACCGCUGUAUCUCAGUUCUUCAACCAAAGCUGUGCCCCAGGAGCCUACUCCGAAAGGAAUGAUCCAUACGGGCAGAACCCACAAAAUCUCUGCGGUAUUUGCACCGACCCCCGAUGUCCCCCCGAUUCUACCGAGCUAUACCAGAGCUAUGCUGGGGCUUUCAGGUGCCUCGCCGAGGGUGACGGAGACGUAGCCUUCAUCAAGCCUGCAACAGUUAUUGAAAACACGGACGGCAACGGACAGGACACCUGGAACCGAGACCUGAGUUCGGCAGACUUCAGGAUCCUGUGUCCUGAUGGGACGCAAUCUACCGUUGAUCAGGCUGAGAACUGUAACCUUGCCAAGUCUCCAGCCCAUGCUAUUGUGACAUCGCCAAGGACAACAGAUGCACAGAUCCAGGCUUUCCAGGAUGUUCUCAGACAAGCUGUGGAUUUGUUCGGAGACGACAACAAUCAGAAUGGAUUCAAGAUGUUUGAUUCUACCGAUUUUAACGGCCAUGACUUGCUAUUCAAGGAUUCAGCCCAGAAUCUAGCCAACCUUGAGAGCGGUUUGACCUACAGGACUUACCUGGGAACCUAUGCUGAUACCAUUGAUGGUCUAAAGAUGUGUCCAGAAGGCUCUCUGCGAUGGUGCACCACCUCGGCUGUCGAAACUCAGAAAUGCCGUGACAUGAGCGCUGCCUUCAAGGGAGAAGGGUGGAGUCCUCAGAUCUCAUGCUACGAGGAGAUGAGCAAAGGACAUUGUGUGGAUAGGGUCAUCGCUGGUGAUGCUGAUGUAGUGACCCUUGACGGAGGCGAUCUCUUUGAAGCCGGCAACGAUGUGGCACCGAUCGUGGGAGAGAGCUACAGCUCUGGUGGCGAGAACCCCGACGCCAGCUACUUUGCGGUGGCCGUGGCUCGCAAAGGGACCCAGUUUGGCAUGGAUGAGCUUCAGGAUCGCAAAUCGUGUCACACUGGGAUCGGCAAAACGUCGGGAUGGAACGUGCCAGUCGGUCACCUCAUCGACAAUGGUCAUAUCUCAGUCGACGACAACUGCGAUAUCCCCAAGGCAGUAGGGGAAUUUUUCUCGGCUGGGAGCUGUGCACCGGGAGCCAAAACAGACAAGUACGACCCAGAGGGAACCAACCCGAACAGCUUGUGCUCUUUGUGCAUCGGAACGGGGAAUAAUUUUUGCGUCCGGAAUGCAAACGAACCCUACUACGACUAUGCCGGCGCAUUCAGAUGCUUGGCCGAGCAGGCAGGGGACGUCGCAUUCGUGAAGCACACCACUGUCCCUGAUAACACCGAUGGCCAGGGCACAGAGGAUUGGAGCAGGAACCUUAACAGUUCUCAUUACGAACUUCUUUGUGCCGACAACACCCGUGCUCCUAUAUCUGAGUGGCUGACCUGCAAUCUGGCCAAGGUACCUUCGCACGCAGUGGUGACCUCAAACGACAAAACUACUGCACAGAAGCAAGAGAUCCGUGACCUGCUGCUUGAGGGUCAGAAUCUUUUCGGCAGCGACACCGGCACAGGCUUCAAGAUGUUCGACUCCGAGGCCUACGGGGACACCGACCUCCUCUUCAAGGAUUCUACCCAGAUGCUUGUCAACGUCGGCCAGCAGGACACGACUUUGGAGUGGCUGAGUGAGGAGUACGUCAAAUCCUUGGAAGCCAUUGAAUGUAAGACAGGAGGGGCUAUCAAGACCGCUCAGUCAUCCAUGGUCGUCGUGAUGAUCGCAUUCCUCAUUCAGAUGGUCUGGUUUGGCAUGCUAUCGCGCAAGUAAACUCGAUAAGCAAGUCAGGAGUAGGCUGGAGUUGUGCUCAUGCAGUAUGCUUUCCCUUUCCAUAAAAAAAGUUCCUCCUCAAGUCUUUAAGGUUCAGAGCUAAGCAAGAAAUCUAGCUCAGUGUGUUUUUCUUUCUAAAUCCCAUGUUUUUCUUGAUACUGACACACAUAUUAGGAGGAAGAUGGGCAUUUCCGUAAUAAAGUAAUCAACUUUUUUGUAUGUCUGACCCAUAUUUUUAAUUCCUGAUUCUCAAUCUGAUCUUACAGUGACAAUUUGGAAGGAUUACACCAUUUUAUGUGAACUAGAAAUCAGAGACAAAUCAAUCCAGGGAGAUCUCACAUAGAGGUUCCAGACUAACUUACAUCCUUCUUUGGAAUUGCCAAAUUGCUGGGGGGGGGGAUGUGACUGAAUGAAGCAGUCGGUGGCAAAAGUAGCACUGAUAUUUAGCGCGGGUGCCUCAUAAAGUCACUACAAGCAUCUUGAGUGGCCCAUGUUCCGCUCCAGUUCCUUUCAUACAGGAUCCAAACCUUGUAUGGCCUUGGGUUCAACGGCGGACCUUACCAGUUCAGGGGCCAGACCGAUUUUUGCACAAUAUUCGGUCUCUCAAAACUAUUGCAUCAUACCCGGCUGGACCCGCCUCUGCUUAAUUUACUUCCGAAACACUGCCUUACCCGAAAACUUGGUCGAGAAAAAUAAAAGAGAGAGCUUUAAAACAAGAGACUUGUUUUCAGAGCUUUGACCCCUGAAGAAUCCUAGGCGAUGCCCUUACGUAAUGUACGAGUAGGUCUAGAACCUCUAUGUAAAACUUUCAUGAAAUGAUCUGUCCUAGGGGGUGUUGCAAGAAAAUGGUGUUUUCAAUCAAUCGCAAAUAUUCUGUUGCAAUUUUACAAUUGAUUAAUCACUUUUAACUAUAGGAAAUCGGAUUACACUCCUUGUUUCAUGGAGCAGUUUGGCAAUUAAUUACAAAUUUGCGAUUUUGAAUUGCACGGUACAUGCUUGAUUUCGAGAACGAAAGCAGACUUGCAAUUGAUCGCAAGUUUUUUGCAACGCGCCUUUCUAGUUCAUAUGAAAUAGUGUAAUUUUCCCAGAUUAUUAUGGCAAGUGCAGUUCCCCCCCCCCCCUUUUCCGUUUGAGCUUCCAAGUUUACAAUAUUGUCUUUUAAUGAGCAUCUUAGAUUCAUAUAAGCAACGAUGAUGGCUUGCUCCUUUGCAAAGAAAAUACCAAACUAGGCGUCGACAUAAGAAGUGUCACCCUUGGUAGGACCAUUGCCUUUUGGAUGGUAGUCGACAUGAGUCUAUGUCACUUUCAACAGACCGACCCGUUACACGACCUGAGCUCUCCUUUCCGUUUGAAAUGAUGGUGUGACCUGCAACCAUGGUACCCGGAAAUGGCUUUAUCCACUUCAUGUUGCUUUUAAUACCUUAUCAAUUAAACAAAUGCUUAUUCUUAUAUCAAUUAGGAAUUGGCCAUGGUUGGAUUGGUAGGUGAGUAAAGCUCACUCUGCAAUAAAAUGUCGGGUAGCAAACACACAUUUCUGGGGAAGUUUGUAGGAUUAUUUCCAACAUUUUCUCAUACUUAAAUAGCAUUCGUUUCACGGAAUGGAAUUUGUCUAACAGUUGUUUCUUGUCACUUCAUCUACGGUGUAUGUUCUGUCUUCUUUAUCUUUCCUAAUCUUUGAAUAUAUAGAUUCAGCUUUUCUUUUAUAGGUUGUUUUGGUUAAGAAGUAAAGGUUAUAAUUUAUAUUCCUUUUUUUUAGUUUAGUUUAAUUUUGAAGUGUGAAAUUAUUUGUAUUUUGAAAUAUGAAAUUAUUUCAUGUAAAAUAAGUCAUAGUUUUAUUUCAUGAUAAUUAACACAGUUUAAUUCCAAAUGUAGUGGGAUAAUUGUUUGCUGGAGAAUAUGAUUUUUAUAAAUCAGUAGGCCUGUGUCUGGGGAUAAAAUGG